This is a messenger RNA of Penicillium waksmanii, 339 nucleotides long. RefSeq lists its product as uncharacterized. The record is from RefSeq and is a predicted model, not a curated record. Lineage: Eukaryota; Fungi; Ascomycota; Eurotiomycetes; Eurotiales; Aspergillaceae. The annotation marks the transcript as partial. The transcript is spliced from 2 exons.
GUCCUAGAGUACUACAGUGGUCUUGAUCUCCUCGACACAUUCACCCCAACGGUCUUGCAAGACCCCUCCUUCGAGGGUACGACUGUUUCUACUCUUCGCAGCCACUUCGACCAGUGGGCAAAGACUGCGAGGAAAGAGAAACAGGGCGAUCAGGACGCUAUGGAGUCGGUUCUGAAUGCCCCUGUGGAUCAAGAUGAGACGGGGUUUAUUCGCAUGGUGUAUGCUGAAUGGGGACCGGAGGAGCUUGAUGAAGAGGAUAUUGCGAAUGGUGAUGUGGAUGUGGAGGAGCCCCUUGAGGGGUGCACUGGGUAUAAUGUGGGUUGGAUGAAAUUGUAUUGA